This is a messenger RNA of Cryptomeria japonica (Japanese cedar), 975 nucleotides long. RefSeq names its product replication protein A 70 kDa DNA-binding subunit A-like. Bases 1 to 975 code for a protein of 324 amino acids. Gene Ontology annotation, cellular component: nucleus. The record is from RefSeq and is a predicted model, not a curated record. Lineage: Eukaryota; Viridiplantae; Streptophyta; Pinopsida; Cupressales; Cupressaceae. Gene Ontology annotation, molecular function: DNA binding. The transcript is spliced from 2 exons. Gene Ontology annotation, biological process: DNA replication.
AUGAAUGCUGGAGAUGGUAUCCCUUCGCCAUUGUUGCAGCUUUUGUCGUUUGAAAAAAUGGUUGGUGAUCCAAAUGACAAUGACAGAUACAAAAUAGUCUUGUCAGAUGGCACGUAUAUGCAGGUAGCCAUUUUGCCACCCAAGUAUGUUGACUUGUUGCAUGCAGAGACGUUGAAGAUAGGCUCUAUUCUUUUGUUGAAAAACUAUGCUUGUCGAUAUGUUUGGAACACAAGGACCAUCAUUAUAUUCACUCUUGAUGUGAAAAAAAUGGAUUGUCAUUUGGUUGGAAAACCUCGAUACCUCUUUAAAGAACAGGAAGAGCAAAUGUUGGGCCGAGAAACCCCACCCUCUACUAAACGUGCUCUUAAAUUCAAUGCAGAUUUGCCUUGCCCACAAAAUGCUCCCUCUGAAAAUAUCAGCCCUAUUAAAAACUUGAACCCUUACCAAAACAAUUGGACCAUAAAAGGCCACGUAACAAAUAAGAGGAAUAUGCAUCAAUAUAACACGCCAAAGUGCAAUGGCCAGGUUUUUAGUUUUGAUAUUAUAGAUGAAGAGGGUUGUGAAAUUAGAAUCACUUCCUUUGACGAAAUAGCAGAAUUGCACUAUCACCAAGUUGAAAAAGGAGCUUCAUAUGUUCUUUCCAAAGGUACUAUAAAAGAUGCAAGCACAAUAUACAAUAAUCUUAACAGCCACCUUGAGAUUAUCUUGACUGAAACUUCAGUUUUGAAGCGGUCUACCCCUGAUGCUGUUGAGACUGGAAAAAAAAAAAAAAGAAGCUUCACCCCUAUUAAUGAAAUUCUCACCACUACCAACAAUACUUUGAUUGAUGUUAUUGGUGUUGUUGUCAAUGUCGGAGAGAUUUCUGUAAUUCGUAGAAAGGAUGGCUCUACUGUAAACAAGAGAAUAGUAAAAAUAAAUGAUAUGUCAACUUUGACAAUAGAUGUUAACCUUGGGGCCCGCCAUCAGAACAACUAG